This is a messenger RNA of Calidris pugnax (ruff), 1098 nucleotides long. RefSeq names its product epidermal differentiation-specific protein-like. The record is from RefSeq and is a predicted model, not a curated record. Gene Ontology annotation, molecular function: structural constituent of eye lens. The coding region runs from base 60 to 596 and encodes 178 amino acids. The transcript is spliced from 2 exons. Gene Ontology annotation, biological process: visual perception; lens development in camera-type eye. Lineage: Eukaryota; Metazoa; Chordata; Aves; Charadriiformes; Scolopacidae.
CUGAAGGCUGUCAUCCAGCUCCUACAGCAAGGGAUCCAAACUACUGAAGUCCUACUGAGAUGGGAAAAAUCAUCGUUUACGAGCAUGCCAACUUCCAGGGCUACAGCAAAGAAUUCACCAGGGACAUUGCCAAUCUCAAAGAUGUAGAUUGGAAUGAUUGUGUCUCCUCAGUGAAAGUAAUUGGCCAGCCUUGGGUGGCUUAUGAGCACAUCAACUAUACAGGCCGGUUCCUGGUACUUGAGGAGGGAGAACACAGCUUUGUUGGUAAGGAGAUGAACGAUAAGAUCUCUUCCCUGCAGCUGAUCACUGAAGAUCUGCACCAUCCCCAGAUCACUCUCUACGAACAUAUCAACUAUCAAGGGAAGAGCAGGGUGAUCAAAGAACCAACCAACCUGGCUAGGGGACAUGACAACGACAUCGUAUCUUCUCACAAAGUCCAGAGAGGUGCCUGGCUGCUGUGCGAACACAGUGAUGGAAGUGGCCUUCGUUACAUUGCGCGAGAACACGAAGUCUUCCCGAAUUACAAGGCCAUCAACUUCAAUGACAAGCUUUCCUUUCUGCGUCCCCUCCGCCCCGGCAAGGGAUGUGGCUGCUAGGCUGCAGACCCUGUGGCGCUGAGGGAAGAUGCAGCCCCAGCAAGAAAAUUCCAGCCCUAGAUCUCUCUCGAUUCAGCCGGUGCUCGUAUCGCUCUUCUCAGAGACAGCGCGUGAGAGAGCUCUCUCCUGGGCUGCCCUGCAGAUCUGGAUUUCCCACACCCUGCUUUGCGCUCUUCUCCCUUCCCGUACAUCCCCACCAAUGCAAGAAAUGAUGGCCUUUGGUCAAAUGAAAGAGAUUCCAAGGCAAGAGACAUGCCAGGGGUGUGUAACCUGCCGCCCCUGUGCCUGGCAUUCCCAUACCCUGCGCUGUCUCAUGGAAAAGCAUCGCGUGUUGCUUCUGCUGCUAGAUGCCUAAACAAAACGUUAGUAUAUAACCAGUAUCACUUACUUUGUCAUUUGUAAUUCUUUUUACAAUGCACUUCCUUUACCAUGGCCUCUGCCGCUUUUUUUUCUGUAUCCCACUUUGUGCUUUUGCCAUUAAAGAAGAUCUUGAAAGCAACAA